GGACCGAGGGGGCGGGGAGGUGACCCGGCGGGGGCGGAGCCAGCGGGCGGGCGCGGCGCGGCGCGGGAGGCGACCAUGCGCGGCGUGGGGGCGAUCCUGCGGCCGGCGGCGCGUGGCGCCCGGGACCUGAACCCGCGGCGGGACAUCUCCUCCUGGCUGGCCCGGUGGUUCCCUAGAACCCCAGCCAGGUCCGUGGUGGCCCUGAAGACCCCCAUCAAGGUGGAGCUGGUGGCAGGGAAAACCUACAGGUGGUGUGUGUGUGGCCGCAGCAAGAAGCAGCCCUUCUGUGACGGCUCCCACUUCUUCCAACGCACUGGCCUAUCUCCACUCAAGUUCAAGGCCCAAGAGACCCGCAUGGUGGCACUCUGUACCUGCAAGGCCACUCAGAGGCCCCCGUACUGCGAUGGCACCCACAGGAGUGAGCGCGUGCAGAAGGCAGAAGUGGGCUCCCCACUCUGAGGGGGCUGCUGCUGUCCAGCCACAGGUGGCCUUGGCUCCAGGCCUCUGACAGGCACCCCCUUCUGUGGGAAAGGAAACAGGUGCUGAGCCCAAGAGAUUCUGGUACCCACUGCUGGCUCAUGAAGGAAGAAUUAUUCCUUAUAACCUAAAAGUCUCCAGUCUGGGGCAGGCGGGAGUGGGCCCUGGUUCAAUGUUUGCUGAUGGGGAAGACGGCAAAAACAAGCCUGCCCAACCAGA
Messenger RNA from Pan troglodytes (chimpanzee), 696 nucleotides. RefSeq names its product CDGSH iron sulfur domain 3 (gene CISD3). The transcript has 4 exons. Lineage: Eukaryota; Metazoa; Chordata; Mammalia; Primates; Hominidae. The record is from RefSeq and is a predicted model, not a curated record. Bases 76 to 459 code for a protein of 127 amino acids. Gene Ontology annotation, cellular component: mitochondrion. Gene Ontology annotation, molecular function: 2 iron, 2 sulfur cluster binding.